UAUUAUUAUUAAAAACAAAAACACACAAAAUCAAGCCAAAGAGAAAAUUUAGAAUUACACUCUCGAACACUUAGCCUUCCACUUUCCAACGCAACAAAAAGUUUCCUGCCUUACCAUUAUUUUCUAUUUGUUCCUUUGCCGAGUACAAAAGUAAAUACAAAAAGCUUGGGCGGUUCGAGAUUUCGAAAUCCGCUUUGGUUUUCAUUUUAAUUCUGUGUUUAAUGUUGGAAAACAGUUUUUCUUUUCUUUUUUUUUUCUUCUGAGCUGUCAAAUCCGUAGAUCAGUUGGAUCUUCAAGACCUUGCUCUAGGCUUAUGUUAGAAUCCUCAGCUUUGUUCCUUCACAUUCCGCCAGACCGCCACAAAACAAAGGCUUGAUAUUGAAAAUGAGACUGGUUCCUGUGGUAAGAGAUCUUUGAGAAGUCACUGGACUUUAAACUAAUAAGCAAGAUGAGGGGAAAUAGUACAGCUAACGGCUCAAAUGGAACUCAUGAUGUAGAUAUUGAACAAAUGGAAAGUUUUGAAGGCCUAAUUAGUGGUGACUGGCUGUCUUCAUUGGUGAACUGGUUAAAUGGCAUGCUUCCUGAUUUAAGGUUGCCUUUGGAUGCAACUGAAGAGGAGCUCAGACAGUAUUUGAUUGAUGGAACCAUCUUUUGUACUAUUUUGAACAAGCUGCGUCCCAGUUCUGCUGAAAUGGAUGGUGGUUCCAAAUGUGGCUCUGUAAAUGUCAAGAGGUUUCUGAUGGCUAUGGAUGAAAUGGGGCUGCCCAGCUUUGAAUUAUCCGACAUAGAGCAGGGUCAUAUGAUGCCAGUUUUACAGUGCCUUAAGACACUUAGAGUAUGUGUCAAUUCUAAUGGUGAGGCCAAUAACUUCCAAAAUCCUUCAAGGAAGACAUGGAAUCUUUCCGGUGAAUUUGAAAGCAUCCAAUUGAAGCAAGGAUAUAAUGCUGAUCUUUCUGAUGCAACAAUUUUGGAAUUAAUGAAGCCAAGCAGUUUGGAAAAUGCCUCGACUCAGUCACUAUUCAGCAUGUUGUACCGGAUUAUGGAUGGAAGUAUUGAAAGAAAUAAGAGAGAUUUGCCUCAUUAUGUGGCAUGUCUGUUGAGAAAGAUUGUAGAAGAGAUAGAGUGGCGAGUUUCAACUCGUGCAGAAAACUUAAAAAAUCAAAACAACCUCUAUAGGGCUCGGGAGGAAAAGUACCAGUCAAGAAUAAGAGCAUUUGAGACCCUAGUAAAGGGAACUCUGGAGGAAAAUAAGGUUGCUUUAAACAAGCUACAGCAUAUAAAGAUUGAAAAGAGCAAAGUGGAGGAGAUGGGUAACGUUGAAAAGCAGAACUUGCUUCAGCUUAAGAAGAACAAUAUUCAGAAUGACCUUGAGAUUUCUAGGCUAAGAAAGGAACUAGAAAGCAGCAAAGAGAUGCAUGAAAGGCAUUGUCUACAACUGGAAGCUCAGGCUGAGGGUACCAAAGCGGUGUUAGAAGUGAAGUUAAAAGAACUUGAGAGUCUUCUAACUGAUUCAAAGAAAAAAGCAGAUGAUCUUCAGUCAUUUUCUGAAUCCACACAAAAGAGAUGGAAAAGUAGGGAGUGCAGUUAUCAGAGCUUCAUUGAUCAACAAUUCGGGGCUUUAAAAGGAUUGAGGGAAAUAUCUAAGUUCAUCAAGCGUGAAGCGCUAAAGACAAAAAAGAGCCACUCAGAGGAACUUAAUCACUUAGUAGGAAAAAAGCUUAAAGGACUUGUAGAUGCUGCCAGGAAUUAUCAUUUGACUCUUGCUGAAAACAGAAUAUUGUACAAUGAGAUUCAGGAUCUGAAAGGAAAUAUUAGAGUCUAUUGUAGGAUAAGGCCAUUUCUUCCAGGGCAAAGCAAGAAACAAACAACAAUAGAAUAUAUUGGCGAGAAUGGUGAACUGGUUGUUUCAAAUCCCUUAAAGCAAAGAAAGGAUGCUCAUAGACUCUUCAGGUUUAACAAGGUCUUCAGUCCAGCAACUAAUCAAGAGGAGGUAUAUUUAGACACCCAACCAUUGAUUCGAUCUGUUCUCGACGGGUACAAUGUUUGCAUAUUUGCUUAUGGUCAAACUGGCUCAGGAAAAACUUAUACAAUGAGUGGACCCAAUGUGUCUUCUAAAGAAGACUGGGGAGUCAAUUAUAGAGCACUGAAUGAUCUUUUCCAAACCUCUCAAAGCAGGAAAAGUUCCAUUAUAUAUGAAGUUGGUGUUCAAAUGAUUGAGAUAUAUAAUGAACAAGUUCGUGAUCUACUUGACACACUUGGGAUUUGGAGCACCAGCCAACCAAAUGGGUUAGCUGUCCCUGAAGCAAGCAUGCAUUCUGUAAAAUCAACCACUGAAGUUUUGGAAUUGAUGAAUAUUGGUUUAAGGAAUAGGGCUGUUGGCUCUACAGCACUAAAUGAGAGGAGUAGCAGAUCCCAUAGUGUUCUCACAGUUCAUGUCUGUGGCACGGAAAUAAAGACUAAUGCUGUUUUGCAUGGUAGUUUACAUUUGGUGGAUCUUGCUGGCAGUGAGCGGGUAGAUCGUUCUGAAGCAUCUGGAGAUAGGCUUAGGGAGGCACAACAUAUAAACAAAUCUCUUUCUGCUCUUGGAGACGUUAUCUUUGCUCUGGCACAAAAGAAUGCUCACGUACCAUAUAGAAAUAGCAAGCUGACUCAAGUUCUCCAGAGUUCUCUGGGUGGUAAGGCAAAAACACUUGCGUUUGUGCACCUUAAUCCUGAUGUAGAUUCGUAUUCUGAAACCAUAAGUACCUUGAAAUUUGCUCAGAGGGUUUCUGGCGUUGAGUUAGGUACUCCACAGACACACAGAGAAGGGAGAGAUAUCAAAGAACUUAUGGAACAAGUUGCAUUCCUCGAAGAAACCAUCACUAAGAAAGAUCAGGAGAUUGAGCAUUUGCAGUUACUUAAUGGCAAUGGUAUUAAGCAUGGUAUGAGCUCACUUAGGGGACACUCUAGGGGGAAUCCUCAACAAAGCCAGAGCCUCUCUAGACAGCAAAACAUGGAAAAUUAUGAGAAAACAGCCUCUGAUGUGGACAAGUGCUCAGUUAACGGUGAUAAGCAUUCUGAAGCUGGCUCUCAUUGGUCGGUAGAUGACUCAAAGCUUAAUAAUGAAUCUUCUGCUCAGACAAACCUUGCAGGAACAGAUUUGGGUCAAAAUACCAGUGAUGAUAUUGAACUCUUGGCCUUUAGAGAUGGAAAUUCGGAGGAGAGAUUAUGUGAUACAUCUGAUGGUGAUCUACCAAUGGGUGGUAACCAAACUGAUGGCUCAAUCUGUAGUGCUGUACAGUUGACUCUUUUCCCAGAACCAUCCAAAUCUUCUGAUAAACAGGAGAAGGUUGGCAAAUCAGACAAAGCUGAAAAAUCGGAUAAUACAAGGAAGUCCACCAUCCCAACAAAGCUUCCACAGCUGUCCCAGAAGGUGGUGCAAACACACGCCACUUGAUUGUCGAUGUUAAUAAACUCCUCAAAGGUUUUACCAAGUGCUAAGGAAAUUACUGCUGCAAGCACUGGCAGUUCUUUGACUAAGCCCCUGAAACGACGAUAGUGAUUCAAAUGUAUGAUUAUAACUUAGAUGGUAGUAGAAAUCUGAGUCAGCCUAAUCUAUAAUUAUAGUUACAGCUUUACUAUGUUUUUAUUGCCUGGAGGUUGUUAGUAGCUUCCAUUUACGUUAUUGGAAGGUAAAUUUAGAGAAUUAACAGUUCACUUGUAACACAAUACAGAUGUAAGGGGUCAUCUUCACUUGGAUUCGCAUCAUCUUGUUUGUAUAUGUGUCUAAAUAGGCUAAGAAUUCUUAGUUAAUAUUUUAAUUUUAAAAUUUUAAGAAUUAUCUAUGCAUUUUAGGCUAAUACCAUAUAUAUUAGUUGAGAAGAAAACGCCAACCAUUUAUUUCAUUUGAUAUUUUUCUCAACUAUUUUCUUCUCAACUCAAAUGCAGUGGCUUUUCUGGAAAA
Gossypium arboreum is the source of this 3943-nucleotide messenger RNA. Its product is annotated as kinesin-like protein KIN-14J. NCBI's taxonomy places the organism in Eukaryota, Viridiplantae, Streptophyta, Magnoliopsida, Malvales, Malvaceae. The coding region runs from base 449 to 3436 and encodes 995 amino acids. Gene Ontology annotation, molecular function: microtubule motor activity; microtubule binding; ATP binding. Gene Ontology annotation, biological process: microtubule-based movement. The record is from RefSeq and is a predicted model, not a curated record. The transcript is spliced from 22 exons.